GUUACAACUUCAAUUCAAACAACUCGACCAAGAUGAAGUCGUUCACCAGCUUGUCUCUCGCUUUACUGGCUCUUCUGGCAUCCGUAUCAUCUAAAAACAUUCAAGGAGCUGAAAAAGCAGUGAAUUUCCGGCACUUUAAUGGCUACACAGGCGCAAGUCAAACAGGCGUUCACUAUGACUUCCUCACUUACAACCCGGACCUGAAUCUCAUAGGCCUCGACAACCAAAUCCGGAGUGCCUGUCAGACUGGAAUUUGGAUGCUGUACGAGAACAUCGACUACAACUACUUAACUAGCGGCGCCGUGUGUGUGCAGCCAGCGGUAGGAGACUGCUUCGACCUCUCUGCUGCAUGCUUCGGCACGGUUUCCUCCCUGCGCUACGCUGGCAGUGACGAUGGCUUGAACGACAAUUUCUACAACCUAUACGAGGGCGUGAGCUUCCAGGGCUUAGAAUAUAAAGGAAACAACACUUCAACAGAUGUCGGCUCUCUGGACGAGAAGGUAUCAUCUGUUAUACUCUCCGGUACGGAAAGGUGGACAUUUUUCACGGGCCCUGGGUUCACUGGAGGCUCCGUUUGCGCUAUUCCCGACGAUCAAUACAUCGGCAGCGACGGUACAAUCUUGAACUUCGGCCUUUUUGAAACCUUAAACGAGCUGAGCUUAUUCGAUGGAGGGAUAAGGUCGCUGAUCAAAGGCUGCUUCAGCGACACCGUCGUGAGCGCUAAGGCUGUGAAGGCCAAAAGAGCAGAUCAAGCUGCGGCUCGUGGCUUAUAAAUGGUCCUGAAACAUCUUCUUUUUUUAUACAUAAGAUAAAGCCGGCGCAUAUCAUGACGUUCCAACUUUAAAAAUGUAAUGUUUGUGAAAUAUUAUUGUAGAAAUUACGUUACUUUCCAUAUUUCCGCCCUUACUAAUUUUACAUUGAGGAAGACAAGUGCAAUGCAAUUUUUU
Hyalella azteca is the source of this 947-nucleotide messenger RNA. RefSeq lists its product as uncharacterized. The transcript has 6 exons. The record is from RefSeq and is a predicted model, not a curated record. NCBI's taxonomy places the organism in Eukaryota, Metazoa, Arthropoda, Malacostraca, Amphipoda, Hyalellidae. Bases 33 to 773 code for a protein of 246 amino acids.